AUGACACCUCAUCAACGCUUUCGACAGGGCAACACAGUCGUAUCUAUUGCCGUGCGCAAGGACAAGGCCUCUGGGGAAGCCUACAGCCGCAUAACGGAUACCCACAAAUUCUUCCCUGGCGCCUCGCUGUUCAGCGUCAACGGUGUCUUUCUGAAUUACCUCGAAGAUGAGGAAGAGCAGGAGUAUGAACCAAAGAGGAUUGCCCACUAUCCAGACCAUGUCAUCGACGUUGUUGUCCCCGGCUCUCUCAAUGCUUCCACAGCUUCCUCUGUCAACCUCUCUGGAAGGACCAUGGCGCAGACUGGAAGCAGAAAUUCAAGCCACCCAACUCAAUUGCUCACAAAUGAUGGCAUGGAACUCUCUGUCUCUGUGUCGAAUCUCUCUCUACGACCUUAUUCCGUCCACACAAGCACCCUCGCUCGGCCCGCCACUUACUCCCUUGAGCGCUCUGCACCUUUAUCGCUCUCAACUUCCACCGCCGUUGCACGCCAGACUAUCUCCACUACUCGUUCCAUGACAACACUCUCAGCAAUCGCCUCAAACAUUACUCACAUCCAACAACAACUCACCCAGUCGACUGACCAACAAUCAAACCAUCACCAAACACUAUUGCAACAGCUCUUUUACAUGGUACAGCAGCAAAACGAAAUGCUGAAGGAGCAAGCUGCAUCAAAGGAGAGGGAGGAGCAGAUGUUGAGGGAGCAGGCCGAGUCCAAACUAAGGGACGAGAAACUGUUGAGGAUGCAGCAGGAGACGAUUGACCGACUCAUUGUGGCCCAGCAGAGGAUCGAGGCUAUCUUGGUCCAGAACUAUGAACUCCACGAGUAUCCGAUCCCGAGACUGUUCGUCAUUCUUCCAGACUCGUACGAGAAAUGGGACCCUCGGAACAUUAUGGCAGAGAGAUUUCGACUGUUCUUCUUGUGCGAGUGCGGCGACCAUUGCAACCCAAGCGUCGGAUCAACGACCUCAUCUGGCCAACUCACCAUCACCGCUACUGCCUCCUCCACACCCGUCCCUGUCAGAGGGAGUGUCCACUUGGCCAAGCAUGAGGGGUAUGAGCUUUCUCGUCCCAAGGAGUUCUUUGAUCGCUAUGGCCCCUACGUCCUUGGCAUGCUCCGGAUGCUCAAGCACUGUCUGGCUGUUGCAACGGUGGCGGCCCCUGCUAUUGCGCUGGUGGAGAGUGGUGUCAAGGAUGUCAUGGACGGAGUCAAGUCGAUCUCAGAGAGAACGAUUAUGGCGGUAGAUAUGUCGAUCAACUUUCUGGAGCAGAAACUGGACGAGAACGUGACAGGCGAUGGAAUCUCCAAAACAAUGGCAGCAUCGCAGGAGGAGGAGGACAUGUUCAGCGGUCUUACAGCACUGGAGGGUGCCGAUCUGCGGCGACUGGACUCUUUCCUGAGGAAGAAGGAUGCGGACAAAAUCCUGGGCAAUCUGUACAGGAUCACCCUCGAGACAGGUCAUGUCAAAUGGGUGUGCCUUCACCAUUACCGUCAAGUGUACCGCGAGACAGCGAUGGCAUCGUUCCUCCAGUGCGUCGAAACCAACGGUGGCACGUAUGAUCCCCAGUUUGGCAAGGUCACCAUCACCCUCAAAUCUAGCACCGCCACCAAAGAUUUCUUCUCUCGACUCUCCACACAGGCACCGGCGGUCACUGGUCUCAGGGUCAUGUUGGAUUGGUCGUUUGGGUCGACGGAUCUGGUUAUGCUGGUGGACAAGAUCGCUCAGUCAAAUAUUCAGGAAUUGGAGCUGAACCUUAUGGAAUUGGAUGAUCCCUCUCUGUUGGGUUCCCUUUUUCGACCUGGGAAGGGAAGGUACCACUCGCUCCUUGGGCUCUUGUCCAAUGACAGGAUCAGGCGCCUGGCCUUUGUCGAUGUAGAUCUCAUCGGACCGCGGACGUCGAGCUUGCCCAAGACCCACCGUCCCUCGCUCCUCCAAAGCUUCCACUACUCGGGAUAUGUCAGUAACUUUGACGACUCUCGCCUGGCUGAGAUCAUUUCUCUAUGCCCCGGUCUUGCCGAUGUAAGACUGGGAAGUGUCGUAUACCAUAGUAAUGGCAUUCCCAAAGUCGACCGAGCUCUGGGUUCGCUCUCCAAGAUGAAGAUCCUGCAUCGAUGUCGCCUAUAUGAUGAUUUCGAAGUAGAAAUCAAGGAUACCACAGCUCCGUAUGGCGCAAUUGCUUUGAGGGAGCUCACGGAUAUCGGCAUGCCAUACCCCACUGGCCCUGCUGGUCUACUUGAGGCCGCCAUCCAGCGAUCGGCCGCGACAUUGGAGGUACUUAUACUCUAUUCCAAGUCCACUAGCCAAGUUGUGGACCUGGCUCAGAUUUGCGACAUAUCCUCGUCCACAACACUCGUCAAUGGUCUCCCAUUCGUGAGACUGACGCACCUCGAACUCCUUGUCUACAUGACAACUGAUUCCCUCGACUUGAUGGCCCACCUACUACCAAGUUUGUCUUUGGUCCACCUUGGUGUUAGUUGGUUCACCUGCAGUCUCCUCUCUGAAGUCAGCCUGGUCUCUUUGCGGUCCCUUCGUGCGCAAUAUGUUGAGAACUCCUUCCUCGACCCCUUUUACCACCGUGUCCUCUCGUCGUCCAUGCCUUGCCAGAUCCAAAACCUAUGGUUCUAUGGGAUUGCGACAUCACAAGGGCUGGCGAACAUUCUUGCUGAUCUGCCUUUGAGACGACUGCAUCUUCAGGAUCCAAAGGACGACAAUAUACUCGAGAUGGUUCUGCCUCGCUUGGACCUCUCUCAACUCCAAGUUCUCAUAAUCGACUACCACAAGUUCGGUCCAGAAAUGGAGGCGGUUCUUGCUGCAAGAAGUACAGAGUUCACAGAUGGGUUUGUGCUUCAGCUGGAUCAUAAAGGCAAGAUGGAGAAGAGCGAGGCUCAGAAAUUGAACGCAAGGGAGUCGCAAGGGUCGAUGACAAAGCUGCCCCGCCAUCGUAUUCGUGUGGUUGACAAUUGCACCUGGCUUGUGCUCCUCUACAUCCUCCGUCUCAUCCAUUAUCCCCUCCACAUCCAGCAAACAGCCCAAGCCAGGAGCCGAUACGGUCUCGACAAGAUUCCUCAUUACCGCGCCCACACCUCCCAACUAUCAACCUCGUCCAUCCUCAACCUCGUCGACUUCCGAUCCCCCCUACCAGAAUGA
Molecule: messenger RNA, 3147 nt
Organism: Linnemannia hyalina
Lineage: Eukaryota; Fungi; Mortierellomycota; Mortierellomycetes; Mortierellales; Mortierellaceae
Source: the annotation of a GenBank genome assembly